CAGGGCCGCUCCGUCCCCCGCUUCCGGCCGCGCCUCGCUGCCCCGGGAGCGGCUCCUGCCGCUUACGCAGUUUCCAUGGGGACUGAAGAUGGCGCCGCGAGGUGAGACCCCGGAGGUAAACGCUUGUCCUCCACGACUCUGGAAAUCCUGUUCUUUCUAAAUGGCUGGUAUUAUGCUACCUAUUUUCUGCUGGAACUCUUCAUAUUUCUUUAUAAAGGUCUCCUAUUACCAUAUCCAACAGCCAACCUAGUACUGGAUGUGGUGAUGCUCCUUGUUUAUCUUGGAAUUGAAGUUAUUCGGCUGUUUUUUGGUACAAAGGGAAACCUCUGCCAACGAAAGAUGCCACUUGGUAUUAGCGUGGCCUUGACUUUCCCAUCAGCCACGAUGGCCUCCUAUUACCUGCUGCUGCAGACCUAUGUGCUCCGCCUGGAAGCCAUCAUGAAUGGCAUCUUGCUCUUCUUCUGUGGCUCAGAGCUGCUGCUUGAGGUGCUCACCCUGGCUGCUCUCUCCAGGUACUGCUGCGGAGGGUCCAUUUCCUGUCCUCUGAGGGUUAGGUUCCUAUCCCAUCCCAGAGGGGGAUCCAUUGUACUUCUGAAGCCUGAGGGGUCUAGACAGCUUUUAAGGGGCAAAGUGAUGUCUAUGGGACUGCCUUUCUCACUCAGAUGGUUAACCUGCUUAGGGAAGAUGUUCUUGGGGGCCAAAAGAUGUGGAACUUAGAACAGCUCC
This is a messenger RNA of Loxodonta africana (African savanna elephant), 726 nucleotides long. It is a transcript of the gene TMEM216, whose product is annotated as transmembrane protein 216. Gene Ontology annotation, cellular component: ciliary transition zone. Bases 265 to 717 code for a protein of 150 amino acids. The transcript has 4 exons. Gene Ontology annotation, biological process: non-motile cilium assembly. The record is from RefSeq and is a predicted model, not a curated record. Lineage: Eukaryota; Metazoa; Chordata; Mammalia; Proboscidea; Elephantidae.